AUGCCAAAGCAUGAAGAACUAAAGAUCACAAUCAGUCGGACAUUGGAAGCGGAGCCUGUUUCCUUAGCAGACGUGCCCGUGUGCUGCCGCGCCGAGCCACGAACUGGGCCUCCUCACCAGCAGCGAGCAGGCGCGGUCCAGUUCAUGGAAGGGUCCGGCUGCGAAGGCGCUCAGGCUCGGGUGCUUCGCAACCCAAUGGCAGUGGAGGAACAGCCGGGAUCCCCUCUUCUUCGUGCUGGGCUGGGAAGAUCCGCCCUGCGAGAACCUCAAUGGCUGCUGCUGGCCUUCGAGGAGGUCGCAAUUUACUUCUCCAAGAGCGAGUGGGAUCUCCUGGGUCCAGGCCAGAGAGCUCUGUACGUGGACGUCAUGCUGGAAAACUAUGGGAACAUGGUCUCACUGGUUCCCAAACCAGACCUCAUUUCCUGGCUGGAUGAAGGAGAAGAUCCAUUUGUCCAGGGCUCUGAGGAAGGGAAUAAUUUGGCAGACAAUUGGCAGAGCAGUGAAAAUUCUCAGGAGCCAUUUCUCAUCUCUCUGGAAGCUUCCACGCAUGAACAGGGAAGAGAGUUAUUUGGGAAUCAAAGGGGAAGAGAACAUAAAAAGAGGAACAAGGCAAUAGAAGAUAAGAAGAACUCCUUAGCUGCUCAGGUUUCUGACAUCCAUGGAUUCCUGCGCUCUGAAGAAGGCGAGGAAAAAAAGACAAGAAAAACUUUUAUAGGGUGUGGGGACAUAUUUGAAAAUAAUGGAAAAUUAAAUAUACUGUACCGAACCCACAGAAGAAAGAAACGCGUGGAAUGGAGUGACAGUUUAAGUGUUUCCUCAAGUCUUACACUCCAUCGUGGAACCCAUAAAGGUCUACAAUCAUAUAAAUACAUUGAGAGUGAAAAGAGCUUUAAAGACCAGUCACAACUUAAUUUACAUCAAACAACUCAUACAGGAGAGAAACCAUACAAAUGCAUGGAGUGUGGAAAGCACUUCAAGAGACACACACAGCUUUAUGUACAUCAGAGAAUCCACAUGGGGGAGAAGUCAUAUAAAUGCAUGCACUGUGGCAGAAGCUUCAGUGGUCGUGUUAGCCUUAAAAUACAUCUGAGAAGUCACACAGGAGAGAAAUCAUAUCAAUGCAUGGAGUUUGGAAAGAGCUUCAAGCAGAGUGCAAACCUUACUAUACAUGAAAAAAUUCACACAGGGGAGAAACAAUACAAAUGCAUGGAGUGUGGGAAGAACUUUGGAAAGAGCUCGAAUCUAACUAGACAUCAACGAACUCACACAGGGGAGAAACCAUAUAAAUGCAUGGAAUGUGGAAGGAGCUUUGGUGAGAAAGGAGCACUCACUAAACAUGCAAUGGUCCAUACAAAGGAGAAACCAUAUAAAUGCAUGGAGUGUGGAAAGAACUUCAGAAAGGGCGCAAAUCUGACUAGACAUCAAAGAACUCACACACGGAAGAAACCAUAUAAGUGUAUGGAAUGUGGAAGGAGUUUUGGUGAGAAUGGAGUACUCACUAAACAUGCAGUAGUACAUACAAAGGAAAAACCAUAUAAAUGCAUGGAGUGUGGGAAGAACUUUAAACGUAGCUCAAACCUUGCAGCACAUCAAACAGUUCACACAGGGGAGAAACCAUACAAAUGCACAGAAUGUGGAAAGAACUUCAGGAAGAACUCAAAUCUGACUAGACAUCAAAGAACCCACACAGGGGAGAAACCUUAUAAAUGCAUGGAAUGUGGAAGGCGCUUUGGUGAAAAUGGAGCACUCAUUAAACAUGCAACAGUCCAUACAAAGGAGAAACCAUAUAAAUGCAUGAAGUGUGGAAAGAACUUCAAACACAGCUCCAACCUUGCCGCACAUCAAACAGUUCACACAGGGGAGAAACCAUAUAAAUGCACGGAGUGUGGAAGGAAUUUCAGUAAGAGCUCAAAUCUGACUAGACAUCAAACAAUUCACACAGGGGAGAAACCAUUUCAGUGCAUGGAAUGUUGGAAGAGUUUCGGUGAUAACGGAGCGCUCACUAAACAUAAAAAAACACAUACAGGGGACAAGCCAUAUAAAUGCAUGGAAUGUGGCAAGAGUUUCAGGUAUAGUGGACACCUUAGCAAACAUCACAUAACUCACAUGUGGGAGCCCAUAUACAUGCAUGGCAUGUAGAAAGAGUAUCGGUGGAAGCUCAAGGCUUAGCUUGCAACAGAGGUACCACACACGAGCCAUACAGAUGUGAGGAGUGCAGAAAGGACUCCAAAGAGUUCUUACAUCCGUGAUCUCAUCCAGAGGAAAUUCUAUAAAUGCAAGAAGUGUGGAAAGAUCUUCAGUUUGAAAUAAUACCUGUGGGUGUAUCAAAGAACUAUACCUGGCACUGCCGUUGGGAAAGGGAGUUCAAAUGGGGGUGGGGGCAUUGGUGGGCUGAAAGAGGAAGUGAGUGGAGAAGCCAGGCUAUGAGCUGUCCUGAGACCGUUCACACCUCCUCCCCUCCCGCUCCAAAGUCCCCAGCUGAACAGGCAAAAACAUUCCUCUAGCAGAAAUGCAAAUUGGCAAGGACUGCAAGGCGUGCAGCAGCUCACUGUUGUGACACGACUUGGGUGGCUUCUGCUUUUUUAAAAUAUGGAUUGGUUGAUAGAUUUAUAUCCUGCCUUUUCCCUACAAAGGGCUCAAGGCAGCUUACAUCUCCU
Messenger RNA from Varanus komodoensis (Komodo dragon), 2657 nucleotides. Its product is annotated as zinc finger protein 708-like. The coding region runs from base 1 to 2139 and encodes 712 amino acids. The record is from RefSeq and is a predicted model, not a curated record. The transcript is spliced from 6 exons. Gene Ontology annotation, molecular function: DNA-binding transcription factor activity; RNA polymerase II cis-regulatory region sequence-specific DNA binding. Lineage: Eukaryota; Metazoa; Chordata; Lepidosauria; Squamata; Varanidae. Gene Ontology annotation, biological process: regulation of transcription by RNA polymerase II.